Molecule: messenger RNA, 1560 nt
Organism: Saimiri boliviensis boliviensis (Bolivian squirrel monkey)
Lineage: Eukaryota; Metazoa; Chordata; Mammalia; Primates; Cebidae
Gene: H2BK1
Product: H2B.K variant histone 1
Cellular component (GO): nucleosome
Molecular function (GO): structural constituent of chromatin; DNA binding; protein heterodimerization activity
Source: RefSeq, a predicted model, not a curated record
AAUGUUUUAAAAGUACACAAAAUACAUAUUUCCAAAAUUAGCAGUGCCUCGUUUUGGAUUGAGAAAUGCCCUGUUCUCCUAAACCUUAGCACAUAGGAUGUGACGGGCCGUUCAGAGCUGGGUGGGGAGGUAAGCUGAUUGAGGGGUUGCUUGGUUUAACAGCCAGCAGGUGAUGCUGGUCUUUGGAAACUUGCCCCCACCUUUCCAUUCAGAACAUCCUCUUUACUCCCAAGCCUCUAUACCUUUCAUAUUGCUCCAUGCUUCUUUAAUCACCGCAUUCAAGGGCCUGAAAUAUUUGUUCCCCCAUAGGUGCUAAGUGAGACAAUUGACUCCAUUUUGUGAUGACCUUUUUCUUCCCUUUACUGCCAGCUCCCAAGACCCCCACGUCUGCUUUUCUGGAGAGCAUCUAUUGUUUUUUUUGCUUCUUGCCGCCAGUGGUCUUCGUGUUAGCCUCUUCACUACCUGGGGGGGCUUCCUGCUGUCUGCAUCUAUAGUCCAGGCUCAGGCGUUUUGCUCAUUGUCUGCCUUCAGUCCAAGCCUCAUUAUACUCAGCUCACGCUGAUUCCACUUGACCUUUCACACCAUUUCUUCCAUUCUUCCCAAUUAAAGGAGACAUCCUACAAGACCGGCUUCAUAUACCCAUUUGUGCCAAGAAGCGACCCCUAGCUCCUCGAGCCCUCCUCGUGAUAGGUACCAUCCGCUUUGGCCCCUUCGCCCUUCUCUGGUGGUUUGAUGUGAAUCAGUCUUGUCUCUUCAGCUCCACUGGGACCCAGUGGAGGAGGGAGCCUGCAUUCCUUCUGGAGUCCCCAGCACUCUGAGCUAUGCUGGCACCUGUGUGCCCCGUGAUUACAGGCUGGCGAGCUGGAGUUGCCUGAACUUUUAACAAGUGUGUAAAUAGUAGAUAGUUGGGUGAAGCAGGGGACCCAGUGAAGGGUUUCUUAAUUCAGAGACAAAAAAUUAUUUGUGGGAGAGGAAGGAGCAAUUGUCUCUUUUCAAGGUUAGCCCAGAGCAUGUUCUAGGUUGGGAUUGAGUCACGCCCCUUAACCUCCCACCCCCCCUCUCCCAGGUGCAUGCCCCCAGCCACACCUGGCAGGGCAGCUGACUUCAUAAAAGUAGCUCUGAGGGGUGGGUAGGGGCUAGAGGAGCAGGAAGAUGAGCGCUGAGUAUGGACAGCAGCAGCAGCAGCAGCAGCAGCAGCAGCUCGGGGGCCGUGGGGGCCGCAGUACUAGGAACAAGAAAUCCAAAAAGCGCUGCCGGCGCAAGGAAACCUACUCCAUGUAUAUCUACAAGGUGCUGAAGCAGGUGCACCCCGACAUCGGCAUCUCUGCCAAGGCCAUGAGCAUCAUGAACUCCUUUGUGAAUGAUGUGUUUGAACGGCUGGCGGGUGAGGCUGCCCGGCUGGCCCAGUACUCAGGCCGGACCACCCUGACUUCCCGGGAAGUCCAGACAGCUGUGCGUCUGCUGCUGCCUGGGGAGCUGGCCAAGCACGCUGUGUCCGAGGGCACCAAGGCUGUCACCAAGUACACCAGCUCCAAGUGACCCAGAGCCUGACAAAAAUAA